Molecule: messenger RNA, 2882 nt
Organism: Seriola dumerili (greater amberjack)
Lineage: Eukaryota; Metazoa; Chordata; Actinopteri; Carangiformes; Carangidae
Gene: vwa1
Product: von Willebrand factor A domain-containing protein 1-like
Exons: 6
Coding region: 302-1858 (518 amino acids)
Molecular function (GO): protein binding
Source: RefSeq, a predicted model, not a curated record
CAGAGCGCAGUUGGGUUCAGACUUUGCGCACAGCGACUGAAGUUUUGAGUUUAGUUCAAGUCUAACUUCCCGACUCUCCGGUUACCGACCGGUCGAUCAUGUUCAGCGAAGAAGAAAGUAAGGAAGUAAAAUAGAGAGCGACCCCGGACUGGAUGUGACUCGUGUAUAAAUUAUGCUCCUGACUGUGGUUCACUGAUUGGGAGUGCGCUCCUCCGGGCUGUGGUGGAUAUAUGGUUGACUUCAACAACCGCGACACUUGUGUUACAGUUUACUUUGGCGGAAUUAAUUGAUAACCACAGUGAUGGAGACCCACAUGUUGCUGACAUGGAGUCUGUUGUGUUUGCUCCUGCGGCCGUCGGCUGCACAGAACACCGCACCUGAAGGAGUGCUGAACUGCUGCGAGGGUGAUGUACUCCUCUUAUUGGAUUCCUCGGGGAGCGUGUCGUCCUACGAGUAUUCCCGAAUGCUCAACUUCCUGUCUGAGCUCGUCCUCCCCUUCUCGCUGGGAGAGGACCAGGUGAGGGUAGGACUUCUGCAGGUGGGCACCCAACCGCGCCUCGAGUUUGGCUUCGACACCUAUAGCACCCAAAGUAGCCUCCAGGGGGCUUUGAGUAACACCAAACCUCUCAGGGGGGAUACCAACACUGUGGAGGCACUGAGAAUGGCGAUGGAGUCGGUGCUGAGACCCGGAACAGCGGACGGGGCCCGGGCGGGGCUCCCGAGGGUGCUGGUGUGGUUGACGGAUGGGGUAAAACCAGGGGAUGUGAUUGGACCAAUGGCUGAGCUGCGGGAGGAGGGCGUGGCUGUGCUGGUGGUCUCUACUGGGCAUGGCAACUUUCAAGUGUUGCGGCAGGUGGUGAGCCCACCUGUGGAAAACAACCUGUACUUUGUGGACAUUGAUCAUAUGAGUAUCAUCACAGAGGACCUGCGGGACGCCAUCAUUGAGAUAAUCCGAGCUGAGCGAAUCAAUGUUCGUGACAUCUCCACCAACUCCGCCACGCUCCAGUGGCGACCCGUUCUCUCGGGUUUGACGGGCUACUACGAGAUCCGCUUCGCCCCGGUUCCGUCGGGAGGCACGGGAGGUGGCGGAGGAAGUGGAACUGGGACCAGUCCGAGCACCGGCGGUAGUCAAUACCAGAGACUCACCCAGUCUGCCGACUCCAGCACUGCCAGGCUGACAGGCCUGAAGCCUGACACCAGCUACACUGCCACACUGACCCCGGAGUCCAACGAACAAGCGUUUAACACACUCUCUGUCACCUUCACAACAAAGCCAGAGGUGCUGAGCCCAGCUGUGGUAAGCGUCUCUGACUCAGGCCCAAACAGCGUUCGGGUGAGUUGGGGUCCUCUUCAGCCAGAGACGGUCACGAGUUACUACAUCGAAUACUCCGCCCUCCCCCGGGGGAAGCUCCACGCCGUCACAGUGGACAGAACGCAGAACUCUACUCUCCUCAGAGACCUCCAACCAGAUACCACUUACCUGGUCACCGUUAGCGCGCGGCACGCCUCGGGCAAGGAGAGGGCCAUGUCUGUCAAAGUGUGUACUCAGGAAGUGACUCCUGCCCUGGCAGACCUCCAGCUGACCACAGUGGGCAGUGACUCGGUGCAGGUCAACUGGAAGGGCAGCGAGGCAGGUUUGAGGGGCUACUGGCUCACCUGGGAGGGGCAGCAAACCUCUGUCCCGGGCCAGCGCUCCUCGUUCUAUUUGCCGGCCGACUCUUUGUCAACGCGCCUCACGCACCUCCCCCCAUCAGCUAGAGUGUGCGUAUCACCGAUUUACCGGACGGCACGGGGGGAGGGACUGUGUUGCACGGCACAGUUUCAGUCAGAAGCAUUAACAUAUGGCUACCAAUCAUAGCACCCCUGAACUGCAAGUGCACCUUACCAAACAUGGAGGGACGAUGGUGAGAAGAAUGCUGACUUUCACCCGUAAUUCUUUUCCACGCCUAUCCCCUCUGUGGACAUCAUCCAGGAGAGAUGUGUGGUUUGGCUUACUGAGCACUCACUCAUGUGGAAGCCAUAGACACUUAAGAGUGGUCUGGGACAAUAUGGCUGCAUGUUGACUUCUACAACCUGCAACACAGGGGACUAUUUGCUUUUCCAUUUCUGUCGUCUCGCCUGGUUUACACCUGUAGUCAGUGUAUAAUGCUUCAGUUUAAAGAUGCAGGCUUAAGAUACUGAUAUUUCUUUGAUCUGUUUUGCAUAUACAGAGCAGGGCAUGCUGGGAAUGUUGGAUAUUUUAUGUGGCUUGUUUUGGAGAACGGCUUUGCACCAUAUGUGGGCCACAUGCCCAAAUCAACCUUUUUGUUUAUUUCCUCUAAGUCCUGCUAAUGCACAGAGAAUAUGAUUUACAUUUAUAAUAAAUACUUAUGACUUGUACUUUAAUGAUGUCUCUUUCAGCAAAUGCUUGAAAAUAUUGGAUACUCGUGUGUGUGUAUGUGUGUGUGUGUGUGUGCGCACACUGGAGUGGGAACAUAAACAUGCUGUCCCUAAUAACAGGAUCUUCAGGAUUGCUUUGAACUUUCUAGAAAUUACGAACAGACCAGCCAUAUGCCCUGAAACUACCGAGAUGCUGCAUAUAACAUGUGUGUAACCGAGACUAGUCUUGUAUUGGUCUCUGGAGAUGGAUCCAACAUUCAUAUUUAUUAAUCAACAAUCAUGUAAGUAUGGGAAUUAAUAGCGUACAGUAUUUACAGACAUGCUGUUUACAUUUUAAGACUGUUACUUUUUUUAAGCCAGACUUUGCUGCCCCCUACUGAAUGGAUCCUUUCAACUAAUCUUUCACUGUCAUCCUCUCAGAGCAAAUGCAUUGUUUCAUGUUUGUUGACCACUAUUGAAAUUUAACAAGAGCUUCAAAUAAAGUCCUUUAAUAAUUUUGUUUA